CUCUCGGUGGCCGUCCUCCUGGCAGUGACAGUCACGGGGGCCAUCCUCUUCAUGAACCACUACCACACACCAGUCACCGAGUCACCCCCUGUCAUCAGCACCAACCCUGAGGAAGCCAACGCUCUGGUCACCAUCGAGAAAGCCGACAGCUCCCGCAUCAACAUCUUCAUCGACCCCAACUGCCCCGACGCGUCGGGCACCUUUGGGCGCCUGGAGGGGCUGCAGACCUCCCUGCUGCGUGCUGUCACUGACCACGACGCUGAAGCCAAGGCCACCAAGAGCCAGCAGAAGGCCCUGCUGGUCACCGUGGCAGAUGAGGUGGCCAAGCUGCUGACACACGCCAUGCAGCUGCGUGCUGACUGUGACAGCCUCAAGAAGGGGCACAGUGCCAUGGGGCAGGAGCUCAGCGCCCUGCAGGGAGAGCAGGGUAGGCUCAUCCAGCUGCUCUCAGAGAGCCAGACCAACAUGGCUCGGCUGGUGAGCUCCGUCAGCGACGUCCUCGACACGCUGCAGAAGGAACGUGGUGGUGCCCGGCCCCGGCUCAAGGCUGACCUGCAGCGAGUGCCAGCCAGGGGAGCGCGGCCCCGGGGCUGCUCCAACGGCUCCCGGCCCCGAGACUGCUUUGACAUCUAUGCGAGUGGACAGCAAGAGGAUGGGAUUUACUCCAUCUUCCCCACACACUAUCCCUCCGGCUUCCAGGUCUACUGUGACAUGACAACUGAUGGGGGCGGCUGGACGGUGUUUCAGCGGCGGGAGGACGGCUCCGUCAACUUUUUCCGUGGCUGGGAAGCCUACCGGGAUGGCUUUGGAAAGCUGACAGGAGAGCACUGGCUAGGGCUGAAGCGGAUCCACGUGCUGACGGUUCAGGGCAGCUAUGAGCUCCGCAUCGACCUGGAGGACUUUGACAAC
Antrostomus carolinensis (chuck-will's-widow) is the source of this 909-nucleotide messenger RNA. RefSeq names its product fibrinogen C domain containing 1 (gene FIBCD1). The transcript has 5 exons. The annotation marks the transcript as partial. Lineage: Eukaryota; Metazoa; Chordata; Aves; Caprimulgiformes; Caprimulgidae. The record is from RefSeq and is a predicted model, not a curated record.